Menidia menidia (Atlantic silverside) is the source of this 6281-nucleotide messenger RNA. NCBI's taxonomy places the organism in Eukaryota, Metazoa, Chordata, Actinopteri, Atheriniformes, Atherinopsidae. The record is from the annotation of a GenBank genome assembly.
AUGACGAUUAGUGCAACUAAAAUGUCUGUGUUUGAUUUCUUUCAGUUGGCCAAGAAGAUUCGGGAGAAGUUUAACCGUUACUUGGAUGUGGUGAACAGGAACAAACAGGUGGUGGAGGCCUCCUACACCGCUCACCUCACCUCUCCACUCACUGCGAUACAGGACUGCUGCUCCAUACCAGCAUCAAUGAUGGAGUUUGAUGGAAACUUCAAUACAAACGUCUCCAAGACCAUCUGCUGUGACAGACUCUCUCCCACCGUCAACAGCCGAGCUUUCAACCCCGGGCGAGACCUCAACUCGGUCCUUGCUGACAACCUGAAGUCCAACCCUGGCAUAAAGUGGCAGUAUUUCAGCUCAGAGGAGGGCAUCUUCACCGUCUUCCCAGCCCACAAGUUCCAUUGCAAAGCCAACUAUGAGCACCGGAGCAGGCCCGUGUACGUCUCUGCGGUGCGGCCACAGUCUAAACACAUUGUGGUGAUGGUCGAUCAUGGAGCGUCUGUAACUGACACCCAGCUUCAGAUCGCCCGAGACUCAGCGCUGGUCAUCCUUAACGCCGUAGACGAACAUGACAAGAUUUCCAUCCUGUCAGUGGCUGAGACAGUCCGCUCCUGCUCCCUGGACCAGUGCUACAAGAGUCUGCUGUCUCCAGCCACCAGUGAGACCAAGAGGAAGAUGAGCACCUUCAUCUCCAACAUCAAAGCCUCUGACGGAGCCACGCAACAUGCAGCCGGCUUCCAGAAGGCCUUCCAGUUACUGCGCAACACCAGCAGUCUCAGCAAACAGAGCAGCACCACAGACAUGGUGAUCAUCUACCUUUCGUCUGGAAUCACGUCUCGAGAGUCGUCAGAGCAGGAGAAGAGAGCCACUCUCGGUGUGGUCAGAGAGGAGAACCGACACCUCAACAACUCGGUCAUGAUCCUCACCUACGCCUUAAUGAAUGAGGGGGUUACAGGCUUGAAGGAGCUGGCCUUCCUGAGAGACCUCGCUGAGCAGAAUUCCUUGAAGUAUGGCAUGGACAGAGCGUACGAGCGAGAGCGCUCGGCGGCCGCGUCCUCCGGCUCAGCAGCGGCUUCCAUGAUGCCGGUGGUGAAGGGCAGCAUGAUGGUGUUGAACCAGUUGAGCAAUCUGGAGACAACAGUCGGGCGCUUUUAUAUCAACCUGCCCAAUCGCAUGAUAGACCUGGCCCGCUUCAGCCUCCCCUACACUGACCCAAUGGGGGACGGGUUUAUUAUGACGGUGAGCCGGCCGUGUUACUUUGGGAACCUACUCCUGGGUGUUGUCGGGGUGGAUGUAAACCUGGCCUACAUCCUGGAAGAUGUCACCUACUACCAAGACUCCCUGGCGUCUUACACCUUCCUGAUUGACAACAAAGGGUACACUUUGAUGCAUCCGUCGCUGACGAGGCCCUACCUGAUGACAGAGCCUCCCCUGCACACAGACAUUAUCCACUAUGAGAAUAUUCCAGGAUUCCCUGCUGCCCGACAGAACAUCCUUGGCCUCCCUUUGGGCAGUCAGGUCAUUACAGUACCAGUGAACUCCUCUCUGUCGUGGCACACCAACAGGCUCAGGGACAACAGCAAAGAGGCUUACAAUGUCAGCUACGCAUGGAAACUGGUCCAGGACACAACAUUCAUCCUUUGCAUUGUGUACGUACAACCGGAGAUCCCAGUAAAGCAGCUAAAGAACCUGAACACAGCUCCCAGCUCAAAGCUGCUCUACCAUCGUUUAGAUCUUCUGGGUCAGCCCAGCUCCUGCCUGCACUUCAAGCAGCUCGCCACUGUUGAAUCUCCGACAGUGAUGCUGGCAGCUGGUAGUUUCUCAUCCCCCUAUGAGCACCUCAGUCAGCCAGAGACAAAGCGGAUGGUGGAGCACUACACAGCCUACCUGAGUGAUAACACCAGGCUCAUAGCCAACCCAGGCCUCAAGUCCUCUGUCAGGAAUGAGGUUAUGGCAACCAGUCAUGUCACGGAUGAGUGGAUGACAUUAAUGGAAAUGAGUAGCCUCAACUGCUACAUUGUGAGGCGUUACAUAGCAACGCCCAGCGGGGUGCUCCGGAUUUACCCUGGAUCACUGAUGGACAAAGCAUUCGACCCGACCCGCAGACAAUGGUACCAGCAUGCUGUGGCCAAUCCAGGCCUCAUUACCUUCACAGGGCCAUACCUGGAUGUUGGCGGAGCGGGCUAUGUGGUCACCAUCAGCCACACCAUUCAUGCCUCCAGCUCUCAGAUGGCGCCGGGUUAUGCAGUGGCAGUGAUGGGUAUAGAUUUUACUCUUCGUUACUUUUAUAAAGUCCUACUGGACCUGUUACCCAUCUGCAACCAGGACAAAGGCAACAAGAUCCGGUGUUUUAUAAUGGAGGACAGAGGCUACCUGGUUGCCCACCCUACACUGAUUGACCCUAAAGGCCACGCCCCUGCAGAGCAGCAGCACAUCACACACAAGGAGCCACUGGUUGCAAAUGACAUCCUGAACCAUCCAAACUUUGUCAAGAAAAAUCUCUGCAACAGCUUCAGUGACCGCACAGUGCAGCGCUUCUACAAGUUUAACACCAGCAUAGUGGGCGAUCUCACCAACCUGGUUCAUGGCAGUCACUGUUCCAAAUACCGUUUGACCCGAAUCCCUGGCACCAACGCGUUCGCUGGCAUCGUGAACGAGACGUGCGACUCGUUGGCGUUCUGCGCCUGCAGCACGGUCGACCGCCUCUGCCUCAAUUGCCACAGGAUGGAGCAGAAUGAGUGUGAGUGUCCAUGUGAGUGCCCCCUGGAGGUCAAUGAGUGUACAGGCAACCUCACCAAUGCUGAAAACAGGAACCCCAGCUGUGAGGUGCACCAAGAGCCGGUCAGUCUGAAUGUGAUCGAUCCCAGCCUUCAUGAUACCCUGCCCCAGUGUAUCAACACCCGCUGUAGCCAGAGGUACACCAGCAGUGACUGUUUUGGUGUGUUGGACUGUGAGUGGUGCAUGGUGGACAGUGACGGCAAAACCCACCUGGACAAGCCCUACUGCGCUCUGCAGAAGGAGUGUUUUGGAGGCAUUGUGGGUGCCAAGAGUCCCUAUGCGGAUGGCCUGGGGCUUCUUGAUGAGGAAGUUGCAUCUUUAAACAUGAUCAAGAGUGCCCCUGUGGGUCCAGUAGCAGGAGGCAUUAUGGGAUGUAUCAUGGUGUUGGUGCUGGCCGUGUAUGCGUACAGGCACCAAAUCCACAGACGCUCACACCAGCACAUGUCGCCACUGGCAGCACAGGAAAUGUCAGUGAGGAUGUCGAACCUUGACAAUGAGAGGGAUGACAGGGAUGAAGACAGUCACGAGGACAGAGGAAUCAUUAGUAAUACCAGAUUUAUAGCGGCAGUGAUCGAGAGGCACACUCACACUCCUGAACGGAGACGGAGGUACUGGGGGCGAUCCGGGACGGAGAGUGACCACGGCUACAGCACCAUGAGUCCACAGGAGGACAGUGAGAAUCCACCUGGAAACAACGACCCCCUCUCAGCAGGCGUGGACGUCGGUAACCACGACGACGACAUGGACCUGGACACGCCUCCCCAAACGGCUGCGCUGCUCAGCCACAAGUUCCAUCCGUAUCGACACACGCACACACACCACCACCCGCUGCACACACAUCACCUGCAGGCUGCAGUGACUGUGCACAGUGUGGACGCCGAGUGCUGAUCCACCGCACGCUGUUCCACUUCCUGACAGGGAUGGAACUUCUUUUCUUUUUUUUCCUGUUAAAGUCUGAAGUUUUAUGCUCAAAGCAGAUGGUGAGAGGAAAGCACCUCUGUACUCAGUGUCCCAGGGCCGCUUGGACUCACGUUAUUCAAGAUGGAUGGUGCCACGUAGUGACAUCGUGGCAACAUUUGAACCUGGGCCUCUGGUAUUCAACCCAUCUUGAAAUCUUGCAGAAAAAGCCAGCACAUAAAACCAUUUGGAUUUUCUUUUGAAGGAUUUAGGACUCACAAGUCAGAGCAGGAUGUUUGGCACUGACAUAAAGCUGUUGGAGCCCAGUCAUCGGACGUCACUGAAGAAAAGACACAACUGGAGUUCAAAAGCUUUGAACAGAGAUAAAGAUCUUUAUUUUUUAGUAACUUACAGUUCACACGGACUGUUGAAUUUACAGUUGGAGCUCAUUGUGGAUCGCUUUUGACCAGGUCUUCAGCUUGUAAAAGUAGCUUCCCUGCAAGGUGCUUGUGAAAUGGAGCAGGAAGGACACAAAGCACUCCCCACAUUCACAAAAACUGUGAGAUCUCUAGUGAGGAGCGAAUAGACUAUAUUUUAACUUUUAAAAAUGGCUGUAGUGGGAUACAAACAAAUUUUAUUUCAACUUCACUCGCCUUGACACUCCAGAUAAACUCUCCAGAGUUGGGUUUCUCUCAGUGUCAGACCCUUGAUCCGAAGGAUGAACUGCAGAUCUCACACAUGGCGUGGAACGAUAUCUGGACCUUUUCAUGAAUGUCAGCGGACUUCACUGUAGAAACAUGCUUCUGUGUUUCAACAUGAAUACAAGAGGAAACUCUUUUAAGGGGAAACUAUUAUUUUUCUACUAUUUAUUAAAGAGGUAGAGUUUCACGACGGACAAAAAGCAGCUGCCUGUAACGAGACAAGAAAUGUUUCAACCAGCGAAUAAGAUCUACUUUGCGUUAUUUUCAGUGCUUUUUAUUUCCCAACAGAUAUGGUUGCUCAUUAAGGAUGUUCAGAAGAAAAACAUAUUGUUAGCUGUUAUUUUGUAUAAGGUAAACAAUUCAAUGCCGUUUAAACAUACAGGUCCAUAUAUUAAGCUGUUCAAAACUCUCCUUUCUGAGGCCCCUGCCCUUGUUCUAGGUGUAUAGUUACUUGCAUUUCUCAUGUCUUCCUGUAUUAAAAGAGUGGGGACACAAACACUUUUCAAUUUAAUACAGUCCAGUGUUAAUGCUGAUUAGUAUCACCCUACCUUUCACUGGAGCCUAAAUUACAAAUAAGUGAUUGACUUCAUACAUUUAAUUACUAAAAAUAAGUAAACAUUAUAACGGAUAUCAGUGGUAUAGUGGUGCCGUUGAUUGUAUGACUGCAAAUUCUAAAGGGUAUAAAGGAAAAAAUAAAUAAAUACAAAGUUUAGAUGUUUAGGGCUGAAAAAUCUUUUGGGGAAUCUUGGAAAAGUGAUAUCUGACAUGUAACACAUCUGUUUUCGUUGUUAUAUGGGUUCUUUAGAGUUGUAACUUGCUGCUGUGACGGGGGAAAUACAUAUGUUGCAAUUCUGGACGUGUUCUCUGUAUUAAGGAGCAUAACUUUUAAGAUCAGUGAAAUUUCCCAGUCUCCUGGGGACAGAGGAGGGAGGAUAGAAGCUAACACCAGCAAAAAAAAAAACAUUCCUGGCUUUUGUCACUAGUGGGGAUUGGGUGUGUGAGGAUAAUUGGAGGCCCUCAGAGAGGUCCUGAAGGUUUUUCAGACUGGAGUGCUGUCCUGAGUAAAGAAAAGAACAGGCCAGAUUUUUUUUUUUUUUUUUUUUUAUAAACUACAACCUUUUGCCUCUGAGGCCCAGCUCAUGCUGAUGUAUGUUAUGUUUUGUCCUGGUUGAAUUUCCAGUGAUGCCUAUGAUGCAGUCUCCUUCUUGUUAAUGGGAAUAAAAGAGGUAGAGAUUCUGCUGUCGUUGUGCAGAGGUUACACCCGACUAUUGGUCCUCUGUGGUUAACCACUCGAAAUGUAUUUUUUACAUGUGUCUGGAUUAAUAUGCACGUUUUGUGUGUGUGCGUGUGUGUGUGCAUGAGAGAGAGUAUUUGUGGGUUAUGAAAGUGUGAUUAUCCACCUGGAACAUUUUCAUCGAAUUGAUUAUUUUUCCAAAAAUAGUAUUAGAGAAAUAUAGGGGGAUAUAAUAAUUGACAAAUCCAGUUAUUUUUAUUCUGAGGUGUCUGAACUUGAUCCAGUCUGUGCUUUGUGUGUUUGAUUGCUCUGCAGUUCAAAUUGCACCAGUGUGGCAUCCAUUUUGUUUUCCUCCGGGUGCCAAAAUGUCUGCUGUUCUUGAGAGACUCGUCAUAAAGUGUAAAUACAAAGAAUCACAAACGGCUAUUAAUGUCCAGUAGACUUUUUUUUUUCAAAUGUUGGUAAGACAUGAUAUAUGCUUCACAUGUUUCUCAAAUACUUGGGUUGAUGUGGAAUUGUCUGUUCAUGGUGUCUUUCUAUAUUUUUGAUGCCUUGGAUGUUUUUUUUUUGUUUUUUUGGUCUUAUUUUUCUUUAGGUCCAUAUUGGAUGGAAGUCAGUACUUGGAAAAAUGAACAUACACUUUUAUGAGAGAUUUUUUUAGUUUUAAAAGGUUU